Molecule: messenger RNA, 3269 nt
Organism: Coffea eugenioides
Lineage: Eukaryota; Viridiplantae; Streptophyta; Magnoliopsida; Gentianales; Rubiaceae
Exons: 17
Coding region: 466-2988 (840 amino acids)
Biological process (GO): cell adhesion; proteolysis
Cellular component (GO): membrane; cytoplasm
Molecular function (GO): metalloendopeptidase activity
Source: RefSeq, a predicted model, not a curated record
UUGUGGAGUAUUUUUUCUUUUGCAGCGGAAGAAUGGUGGUAGCACUAGUAGGGACUGGGAAGAAAGGCUGGAGAGAGAACCUUUGCAAUAUCUAUUAAGUUUCAAUUUUCAUUUCUAUUUUUAUCCCAACACUCUACUGCUCAAAUCCCACAUCACAAUUUCUUAGAUUUUCGACACUGAAAAGCAAAGUAGAAGAAGCCGCUGUCGAGUUCCAAUCCACGUGUUCUUUCUUUUUGGCCUUUCUGGGUCAUCGGAAAAUAUCACGGGGGAGCUCGAUUCUUUCUGUUUUACCUGCUUUUCUAAUUGAAAGACCGUAUUGUUUGGUUAAUUUAUUCUGGGACAUUGGGAAGUGUCACUGGAAAUUGAUAAUGCGGAGAGGGUUGAAGUUUUUUGGUGGGUUAGCGCCGAUCGGAAUGUUGCCGGAGAUUUGAUGGAACCGGAUUUAGUUCGGGCAGUGUUAUUUUUAUGGAGCUAAGAUUUCGGUGUAGUGGGUGUGCUUGUGUAAAUUUACAUCCGACUUUUUCGACUAAUUAUCAGCUUGCUUUCAUUUUCUUCAAGGUUUUCUUGACAUUUGUGUGUUUAGAGGCUGUUUAUGCAACAUUGCAAGAACGCCCAUUGGAGAGGCAAGGCUUGGAGAAGGGGGAUGAAUAUAUUAUUUCACAUUCUUGCAUUCAUGAUCGGAUAGUUGAACAACGCGAGCGACCUGGGCGUCAGGUGUAUUCUGUGACUCCACAGGUCUAUGCAGAGCCUGGUAUGUCAAAGCCACUCCACCAUAGGGGAAGGGCAUUGCUGGGAAUCUCUGAGUCUUCUGGGCAACAGAAGGAUGUAAAGCUUCCCAUAAGAAUUUAUCUAAAUUAUGAUGCAGUUGGGCACUCAUCUGAUAGAGAUUGUCAAAAUGUUGGUGACAUUGUAAAGCUUGGAGAGCCACCAGGAGCUUCUUUUUCUGGGGAACCUUCUUGUAAUCCACAUGGGGAUCCUCCAGUUUAUGGUGACUGCUGGUAUAACUGCACCUUAGAAGACAUAGCUGCAGAGGACAAGAAAGACCGCCUCCGCAAGGCUUUGGGGCAGACAGCUGACUGGUUCAAAAGAGCCUUGGCUGUUGAACCUGUAAAAGGAAACUUGCGGUUGAGCGGAUAUUCUGCAUGCGGACAAGAUGGAGGUGUACAACUGCCAAGGCAAUAUAUAGAAGAGGGUGUUGCUGAGGCGGAUCUAGUUCUCUUGGUGACUACGAGACCUACAACUGGCAACACCUUGGCGUGGGCAGUGGCAUGUGAACGUGAUCAAUGGGGACGUGCUGUCGCUGGGCACGUUAAUGUUGCUCCACGUCAUCUGACUGCAGAAGCGGAAACUUUGCUUUCAGCCACUCUGAUACAUGAGGUGAUGCACGUGCUUGGAUUUGAUCCACAUGCCUUUGCACAUUUUCGUGAUGAGAGGAAAAGAAGGAGAAGUCAGGUUACCGAGCAAGUCAGUGAUGAAAAGCUUGGACGAGUAGUCACGCGUGUUGUGCUUCCUCGAGUUGUCAUGCAUUCACGAUUUCAUUACGGGGCAUUCUCUGAGAAUUUCACUGGCUUAGAGCUGGAAGAUGGUGGUGGACGUGGCACAUCAGGUUCGCACUGGGAGAAAAGGCUUUUGAUGAAUGAAAUUAUGACAGGAUCAGUAGAUACCAAAUCAGUUGUUUCAAAAAUGACUCUUGCUUUACUUGAAGAUAGUGGAUGGUACCAAGCUAAUUAUAGUAUGGCUGACCGGCUUGAUUGGGGCCGCAACCAAGGAACUGACUUUGUUACCUCACCUUGCAACUUCUGGAAAGGUGCAUAUCGUUGUAAUACAACCCAGUCAUCUGGUUGUACAUAUAACAGAGAGGCAGAAGGUUACUGCCCAAUUCUAAACUACAGUGGAGAUCUUCCACAAUGGGCUCGCUAUUUCCCACAGGCUAACAAAGGUGGUCAGUCACCAUUGGCAGAUUAUUGCACUUAUUUUGUAGCAUAUUCAGAUGGAUCAUGUACAGAUACUAAUAGUGCUCGUGCUCCUGACAGAAUGUUGGGUGAAGUACGGGGAAGUAACUCAAGGUGCAUGGCGUCGUCAUUAGUUCGUACUGGGUUUGUACGUGGUUCUAUGACUCAGGGAAAUGGUUGUUACCAGCACCGAUGUGUAAACAAUUCUCUGGAGGUUGCUGUGGAUGGUAUUUGGAAGGUAUGCCCUGAAGGUGGUGGGCCCAUUCAGUUUCCUGGCUUUAAUGGCGAACUCAUCUGCCCAGCUUUCCAUGAACUCUGUGAUAUAGAUCCAGAACCUGUGUCUGGUCAAUGUCCCAAUUCAUGCAAUUUUAAUGGAGAUUGUGUUAAUGGAAGAUGUCAUUGCUUUCUAGGUUUUGAAGGAGAUGACUGUGGCAAACGUUUGUGCCCUAACAAUUGUAGCAGCUGUGGGGAGUGCCUUUCUCAUGGUGUUUGUGAAUGUGAAAAUGGAUAUACUGGCAUCGACUGUUCUACAGCUACUUGUGAUGAACAAUGCAGCCUUCAUGGUGGCGUCUGUGAUAAUGGCAUUUGUGAGUUCCGAUGCUCUGACUAUGCUGGCUACACUUGCCAGAACAGCUCCACGCUUCUCCCAAGUCUCUCAGUUUGCCAAGAUGUGCUAAAGAAAGAUGCAGGCAGUCAACAUUGUGCUCCUAGUGAAUUGAGCAUCUUGCAGCAGCUUGAAGAAGUAGUUGUGAUGCCAAACUACCACCGGUUAUUUCCAGGCGGGCCUAGGAAAUUCUUAAACUAUUUUAGAGGCAAGGACUGUGAUGGUGCUGCUAAACGACUAGCUUGCUGGAUAUCUAUUCAGAAAUGUGACAAGGAUGGAGACAACAGACUACGUGUCUGCCAUUCAGCAUGCCAAUCGUAUAACAUGGCUUGUGGAGCAUCACUUGAUUGCGCUGACCAAACCCUAUUCAGCAAUGAAGAAGAGGGAGAAGGUCUUUGCACAGGUUGGGGUGAAUUAGAUUCAUGGUUUUGACAGCUCCGUGCGUUGCUGGUUUUCCAGGAAAGUUCCCUUAAGAAAAAGCAUGUACAUUUGUAGGUUGAUGUAGGAUUUUUCUUUUUGGGCCUGUAAUUUCUUUCUUAAUUUUCUCCUAGCUGUAGGAAUAGAUGCCAUGAGUAGCCCUUGCACUAGAAUAGAUUCUUCUUCUCCCAGCCCAGUAUUGGUUUAAAAGGAACGGGUGGGAAUCGAGAUAUUCAGCUUUCGAAGAUGAAAGCCUAAUGUAGAGAGAAAUUUACAAUGUAUGGUAAAGAAAAAAA